GCCUGCGUGGUUUUGUUUGAGUUUCUGUGGCUCAUUGAAAUGUGGGGGUUGACCUUAUUUCCAAUUGACGAAUUUAAAAUUGCUCUCUGUUUCUGUUGUGAUGUGCCAUGUUGUAUGUCGAGGCGGUGGUAGGUUGCAAAAUCUUGUGUUGACCAGAGAUAUUAACGCCCUGAUCAGUCUUAUAAAUAAAGGUUAUGAUAUAAAUACUGUCAAUCAGUUUGACGAAACUGCACUUUACGUCGCAUCAUAUUACGGCGAUUUAGAAAUUGUUGACGUUCUUCUCAGCAGAAACGCUGAUCCUAAUUUACCUACUGUAGAAGGAAAUACUCCACUUCAUUCAGCUGCCUUUAGAGGACAUACAGAUGUUAUGAAGCAAUUACUCGCGCACAGAGCAGAUGAAAGCUUAAAAAACAGUUUAGGUAUGACUGCUUCUGACCUUCUUGAGGCCCAUCAAUCUACUGAAAAGUGUGAUUCAUCAAAGUUGAAAGCUGAACAGAGCCCAAAACUGAUAAAGUCAAACCUUCGGUCGGUUGAGAGACUUCGAAAAAGAUACACAAAGAACAACUCAAAGUAUAUAACUUCAUUUUGUUCGUUCAACCUUGAUCACCUACAGUUUCCCCGACAGUUUAAUUCGUUCAUACCUGUUCAUCGCGUUUCUGGUGUAGAGCAGGAUAUAUCCAUAAAUUUUCGCCCUCCGAAAGAAGAGUUUUUUAACAGAUAUUGCAAACAAUGGUUUGGUAUAUCUGUUCUCUUGAAUCAACUUAAUCCAGAUAAGAUACAGUCAUUUGAUAUGAAAAGUAAAACGGUUAUGAGAAAUUUAAUUAUCCGAGAAUUGGAAGUAAUGAGCCGUAUACAUCAUCCAAAUAUCAUCAACCUAUUGUCUAUAAUAUACAAUAUUCCUCAAGAAUCAUGUGAUCGAUCAAUAAAUCCUGAUAAUUUGGCUUUGGUAUAUGAACGUCCCUCCAUGGGUACUAUGUAUGAAUAUAUUCAAGAGAAUAAAAAUACUUUGUCCACAUUAUCAGCUCUGGUUAUUUCAUGUCAAAUAUCUGAAGCUUUAAUAUUUCUACAUUCAUCUGGUAUUGUACAUUGUGGUGUUACACCGCAUGCCAUAUAUUUUUAUGCAGAGGAUCGAGUGAAAUUAGGCAAUUUUGAAUAUAGUCAGUUUAUUGAAAUCUUCGAGAAUCAAGGAAAUGAAAAUAGGUAUCAUUCAAAUAGCUCAUCGAUUCGCAAACCAAAAUCUCAUUAUCACCAUCAUCAGUAUGAUUAUAAUUUUUUCAAAGACAGCAAUCAUCAUCACCAGUUACCUUCAAUAUAUAAUCUACUUCUUGGAAUUUAUUAUUUACCAGCUCAUUGUUUAACUGAUUGGUUACCAUAUGAAUUAUAUAAUUCAUCGAAUCCAUUAUUUCAUUAUGAUCAUUUUUCUGAUAUUUUACAAUCUGUAUCAUUAAAUGAAAUUUAUCAAAUUAUUAGACCUUGUACAACUAGUGAUGUAUAUUCAUUAGCUAAAUUAAUUCAAUUUAUGCUACCUACAAUUCAACAAAUCAAAGAGAAUCCCGACAUUUAUUCAUUUAAUACACCUAAUAAUCUAUUUGCAUUGAUUUAUUCAGCAUUAAAGAUGAAACCAGAUGAACGUAUAUCAAUGAGACAAUUCAAUAGACUAUUGAUACAUUUAUAUUGGGUUGAACGUGAUCGUGAAAAAUCAUUUCAUGUUUCAUUUCACAACAUACCUCCAUGUUCAUUAAGACUUUGUAAUCAUAAAUGGAAACCACGUUAUUUUGAACCAAUUCAUCAAUUUUAUAAUAUAAAUCAUGAUGAAUAUCCUUUUUUAAGUAAAAGUAUUUCUCCUAUUCAUUGUCAGACAAUGGGAGAUGUUACUGACAGCGAAAAAUACAGUGUCAAUUCGAAAACGAAAUUCUUCGGCUGUCUGUCAUCUAAUAAUUCAGAUAGCCCUGAAAUUGUCGCUGACUCCAUUCAGUCGAUAAAUCGAAAUGCUUUUCAAUUAUCUACUUCAGAUAGAAAAAAGCGUAUAUCUCAACCAGUUCUGAAGAUUUGUAAUCAAUUAGGUAAGGGACAAUAUACUAAAAAACAGAAGCGAUCAUGGCAUAAAAUAUUUCCAUAUAGAAAACAAAUAAUUUCAACAAAACAGUCUCUCCACAGAGUACAUAUGGUUGGAGCCUCUUCGAAUAAAAGAUUAUUAAACAUAAAUGAUAAACAAGAGUUGUCAGUUACUUCAUAUUCAAGUGAAUGCCAUUCAGAUAUCGUGCACAAGUGUUCACAAUUAACUGAUAAUUCGAAAGAAAAUGAAAAAGUCCCUCCGAGAUUUCAUUCUUCUUUUACAGAUUGGCUUAAGCGUCGAAAAUGCAAAUUGUCAAUUGAUAAUAGUCUAUCACCAGAUGUGAAUAUAAAAUUUGAGUGUGAGACUGGUUCAACUCCAGUAUCUAGAACUGAAGAAAUACUAAGUAAAACAUCUAAUCUUUCAAAAAAUAAUUCAAAUCAUAAAGUUCCCAAUUUAUUUACACGCUUUCGAUUAACAAAAUCUGAUUAUGUUCAUUUGUCUGCUGUACCUUUAUUACCGGAAGGUGUUGAAGUAAAUCCUAAUUUAGUUUCACGAAAAGAUUUAUUAUCUUGCCAAACACCACUUUCUUAUUCCUCAUUUAAUAGUCCCCGGAUUCCUUUAACCUCUUUAUCAAAUAAUUCAAAUUCAAUUAUUACUUAUCAAGAGAUUUCUGUAAAUAAUUCAUCCGAAAAGAUUCUCAAUAUCUUCAGUCCUCGUUUAAACAAGUCGUCAAAUUCCAAAUCCGAUGUUAUUACACCAAUGAAACCAGCUUCUCACCUCACACAAUUAUUAUCUAGUUCCAUUGACAACCCAAAUGUUUCUGGCAGAAUUGAUUUGAUACGUACAUCUAGUUUACUCGCUCGUAGGCAACAAUACAUAACGCGAAUGAAAAAUCAAAAAGAUUUAAAUUUAUCUUUACCAGUCUGUGAUUUGCCAAGUUCCAAAUAUCAACAAAAUCAAUUCUCUAAGAUAUCAUAUAAUCAAUCUGUUUUGAAAAAUCAACGAGUGAAUAGCUUGCCUAUUGUAAAGAACUAUCCAAUACAUUCUGACAAUCAUAAUAGAUCAAUACAACUGUCAUUUCGAUCUGAUAAACAUACAAAGUCAUUAGAUCAUUCUAACUGUCCAAUGAACUCUUCUAAGGAUGGAGAACCGUUAAGGAGUUCAAAUAGAAAUUGUGUUGAUAAUUUGUCCUUUAGUGAUUAUAUUUUAGUUCAAAAAACUAGUCCUUUACUACAAGAAACAAUCAAUUCAGGAUAUUCCCAAUCAAAAUGCAUUGAUCAUGUAGUAAUGAAACAAACCUCAGUUUCUCAAAGUUGUGAAAAUCAUCAUUUAAUGAAACAUAAACCAAAACGUGAAAAUAUUUUGUCAAUCUCUAACCAAUCCAUCGGUAUACAAUGUUCUAUUGAAGAAUUGCACUGUGAUGCAAGUGUACAAACUGAAAUAAGUAAUCCACAAAAUCUAGAUCUCAGAAUUUCGGAGUCAGAUAGAGUUAUGGAGAAUCAACAAUCAUUGUCUGUUUAUAACACUAUUUUAUCAAAUGCUGAAAUGGAGCAAAUACUGCCAGAUACUUUUUUCAGUUUGCCACGUCCACCUUCUUCUGUCAAUUUAUAUAUUAAAGAUUCAUCUAAAAUUUUAUCUCCUAAUCAUACACUUUCUAAACAAAUAUCUAAUUCAAUGAUAGAAUUGAAUUGUUUUAAUUCAUUUGAAAAAUCAAAACAUUUAAAACUUUAUAAAUCAACCAGUGAUCCAUUUAAUCUUAAUAAUUUGAUUAAUCAUUAUUCAAUGAAUAAAAAGAUUAUACACCAUUGGAAACAAUUACCAAAAUUAUCAUUCAUAUCUUAUUAUUAUUCAUCUAAUACAAAUUCAUUAUAUCAUAUCAAUUCAGAUAAUGAUGAUGAUGAUAAUGAAUAUUAUAAUUUUAUUAAUAUACCAUUAUUAAGUACUAUACCAAGUGAUCAUUUAUCUUGUGAUCAAUCAUUUGAUCAAUAUUAUCAUAAAUCAAUCAGAACUAAAAAAUAUUCUAAUCAUUUAUCAUUAAUCAAUAAAGUUCCGUUACAGAAUUCGAAAAGAAAACCUUUACAUGAAAUUCAAUCAAUAAAUCAUGAUUAG
This is a messenger RNA of Schistosoma bovis, 4165 nucleotides long. Lineage: Eukaryota; Metazoa; Platyhelminthes; Trematoda; Strigeidida; Schistosomatidae. The record is from the annotation of a GenBank genome assembly.